Molecule: messenger RNA, 2260 nt
Organism: Physcomitrium patens
Lineage: Eukaryota; Viridiplantae; Streptophyta; Bryopsida; Funariales; Funariaceae
Product: protein WALLS ARE THIN 1
Cellular component (GO): membrane
Molecular function (GO): transmembrane transporter activity
Source: RefSeq, a predicted model, not a curated record
UCCUAUCAGUCGGUCAUCGUUGCCACUACUUAACACACAGUGAGUAAUUGAGUGAUUGAGUGAGGGAGGGAGGGAGUUUAUUAAAGGAGAGAGGGGAUGUCUGGCGGAGGAUGUCUCGCCCAGUCGGCUCAACAGUGAGCAGGCGCAGCAUCAUCCGUCCUCAGUCUCAUCAUCCUGCAUCAUCAUCCUGCAUCAUGCUGACGUUCCUCAACCCGAAGCUCGCUGAACGAUUCUAGACUUGUCCUGUGCAUCAGUAGACCCUCCAUGAGCGUCAUUACUACACUGCAGAGACUUGGAUGCCGCCGUCAUGCUGGUGCGGCAUCGGGUGAGAUUUAGCUCAACCCCAUUGUUGUGGUGUGCACGACGAGAGACAAAAGUAUAAGAGUUGAGUUGGAUAUUGCAGCCGCAUUGGGGAAAAAGUAGGUGGGGUAGCAGGCGUCAAAGAAGUCUUGGACGAGGUGCUGUCAUGCAUGAGAAGGGAUUUUAAGACGCGGGGAGCUUGUGGGAUGAGUGUUUUAGACAUCUCGCCUGCUGCUCGGUUUGGUGAAAUGCUCAUUGGGUCUUUGCAGCUCCGUGAAUGGUAGGCUUUAUUUGUUUUCGCAUUCUGAGAGAGGGGCGCAAAGCUCCGUGACGCGUUUGCUUGUAGAUGUAGCAGCGCGUCACGAUGGUGACACAAAAUGACCAGGCGGGUGUGGAGCAGCCUGAGAGCGUGAAGCUUUCGAUCCCCGCCGAUGUGGAGGGUCUAAUUUUAGAGCCCAAGAAACAUUGGACCAAGUAUGCUGUCGUCCCUGUGCUUGUGCUGGUGCUGGUGCAGGUGCUCAGUGGCGGUCACCAGAUCCUUUCAAGAGUGGCCCUGGUCACUGGCAUAGAUCCACUCCUGUUUACCUUCUACAGGAAUUUUAUCGCGUUUGCCGUCUUGGCUCCUUUCGCCUACUAUGUCGAGAGGGAUAUGAGACCGAAAAUGACUCUAGCGACGUUUGGAAACCUCAAUAUUCUCGCCUUUUUUGCAAUUUUGGGGAACCAGCAAUUUUACCUGGCAGGGUUGAAGCUAACAUCACCCUUGUUCGCGGCCGUGGCGCAAAAUACGAUUCCAGUGAUCACCUUCUUGUUAGCUGCAAGCAUUGGGCAAGAGGAGAUAUCCUGUCGAAAGAUGAGUGGUCUUGCCAAAAUUCUUGGAACCUUCAUUGGCUUCGGUGGUGCAGUAACCAUGACACUGUACAAAGGAGCGAAGAUCUAUGCGUCCGAAGCUGGAAAAGAUGAGUUAGAUGGAUUUGUGAACCUCUUCAAGUAUGCGGGAAUCCCCGCUCUAGUCGACAUCAAGAUAGAUCACUGGGCUCUUGGUGCAUUUUAUCUACUAUUAAAUUGCACCUUGUGGGGGUUGUAUCUCAUAAAUCAGGGUUCUGUACUAGUGAAGUAUCCAGCCCUCCUGUCGAUGGGGUGCUUGACGGAACUAUUUGGGUCCAUUCAAGUGGGUAUUAUUGGAGCCGCAAUGAAGGGCGUACAGUCCCUCGAUUUCCGAUCGGUUACGCUUAAUCAUCUCAUGGUCAUCACAUAUGCGGGGGUGGUAGUCUCAGCUAUCGUUCAAGUGCUGCAAGCAUGGUGUAUCCAGCAAACGGGUGCAUUUUUCGUCUCCAUCUUCUUGCCAGUGCAAACGCUGGUGGUGGCUGUUCUGGCAAUUAUUGUGCUCGGCGAGACUCUCUACCUAGGAGUCGUGAUAGGGGGUGUGCUGGUUAUUGGAGGAUUCUACAUCGUCAAUUAUGGACAAAAAAUGGAGCGAAAGAAGAAAAAGUUAUUGCUCCUUCAAUGCAAAACCAAAUCAGGCGUGAUAAGCUUCAGUGGUGAGGAUAAGAAACUAUCUGAUCUAGAGGAACCUCUCCUUUCUUGAUGCUUUGUUAGGGCAAAGCAUGCAUCAGCUCUCUUACAAACAAAAAAAUGAAUCCUCCAGCCCAUAGUUUCACAAGCUCAGUGUCAGGAAGUUAUUGAGAAUCCGGAUCUCGAAGUAGUUUUCAGCCUUGAUUCAAGGAGGCUACGUUCAGAAGUACACAUGUUUUAGAUAUACCAAGCUUUUAAGGCAGAAUAUAAACAUAGGAUUUUUGAUAGCCGUAAGAAUAUGAGAGAUAAAUACCUUGACUCCAGAUAUUCACUUCUCGUACGCAAUGCUUCUCAGUGUGGAAAUUACCAAGACUCAUGCAACACAUAUACAUACAUUCCAUAUUUCAAUUAUGCGAAUCCAUCUCUGUACUUGAAUUAAAUGUAUGAA